Messenger RNA from Mytilus californianus (California mussel), 4624 nucleotides. Its product is annotated as GPI ethanolamine phosphate transferase 1-like. The transcript is spliced from 30 exons. Bases 77 to 3025 code for a protein of 982 amino acids. The record is from RefSeq and is a predicted model, not a curated record. Gene Ontology annotation, molecular function: mannose-ethanolamine phosphotransferase activity. Lineage: Eukaryota; Metazoa; Mollusca; Bivalvia; Mytilida; Mytilidae. Gene Ontology annotation, biological process: GPI anchor biosynthetic process. Gene Ontology annotation, cellular component: endoplasmic reticulum membrane.
AAUAUUAUCGGCAUUUGCACUAUCUGUUUUGCACUCAAAGUUUUCUGAAGUCGAUUGACAUGAUAACUCUAAUAUCAUGAAUGGAAAGAAGAAAGAUGGUCGCCAACGGCUCAAUUUUGUACCAGAAAAUAAUGUAGAAAUGUCAGUAGACAAGAAGAAAACCUUUGACCAAAGUUCAAAUCAAAUUUUUUUGAUGAACACGGAUACAAUAUGUUUGGUACUGGCUGGGUUGUUUACCCACUUGGUGUUUUUUUACUCAAUAUUUGACAUUUACUUCACAUCACCUCUUGUUCAUGGAAUGACUCCACAUGUAUCCCCUCAGAAACCUGCUGCCAGCCGUCUAGUACUGUUUUCUGCAGAUGGUUUAAGAGCUGAUAAAUUUUUUGGAUUAGAUGAAAAUGGACAAUCAAGAGCACCAUACCUUAGGAAUAUAAUACGCAAGCAUGGUGCCUGGGGUGUUUCUCACACCCGAGUACCUACAGAGUCCAGACCAGGCCAUGUUGCACUUAUUGCUGGGUUUUAUGAAGAUGUAAGUGCUGUUGCCAAAGGUUGGAAAGAAAACCCAGUAGAAUUUGAUUCAGUUUUUAACCAGAGUAGAUACACUUGGUCAUGGGGCAGUCCUGAUAUCUUACCAAUGUUUGCAAAAGGAGCCAGUGGUGACCAUGUAUUGACAGAGAUGUAUACAUCUGAUGAGGAAGAUUUUGCAGCAUCACAUGCUUCUGACCUUGACACUUGGGUAUUUGAUAAAGUUAGGGCCUUCUUUGAAGGAGCUAAAUUAGACAAAGAUUUGUAUAAGAAAUUACAGAAAGACAAACUAGUCUUCUUUUUACAUCUGCUUGGCAUAGACACUAAUGGACACUCACACAAACCACACUCAAAGGUGUAUUUAAAGAAUAUAGAGCUUGUUGAUACAGGAAUAAGGGAAAUGGUGAAGUUGUUUGAUGAUUUUUAUGACAGGGAUGGUAAAACUACAUUUAUAAUGUCAUCAGACCAUGGCAUGACAAAUUGGGGAUCUCAUGGAGCAGGGAAUCCACAUGAAACAUUAACUCCUAUAGUGGCUUGGGGAGCUGGUAUCAGAGGACCCCUGGUAAUCUCAAAUCAAGUUAUCUACCCUGAUACAUUUUCUCAAGAAUGGAAAUUACAUGAUAUAAAGAGAACUGAUGUUAACCAGGCAGAUAUAGCACCAUUGAUGUCAUCAGUUAUAGGAGUACCUUAUCCAAUGAAUUCUGUUGGCACACUUCCAUUAAGUUUCCUCAGUAGUUCAGAUUUUGAGAAAGCCGAGAGCACAUUUGCAAAUGCACAACAAAUUUUGGAGCAAUAUCAGGUCAAAAUGGAUCAGAAGAAGUCAACAACUUUAUCAGUGGCAUUCAGGCCAUUUAGUAAACUACUGCCUAGUAUUCAGAAAGACAGAAUAAGAAACAUCAGAAACUUAAUCAAUAGUGGACAAUAUCAAUUAGCUAUUACUGAAUCUCAAACAUUGAUAGAGCUUGGUUUAGAAGGAUUGAAUUACUAUCAUGGAUAUGAUCGCUUCUUUUUGGGUUUAAGUAUUGUUUUUGGUUUCGUUGGUUGGAUGAUCUACACACUGACCUUAGUCGUGAGGGAUCACUCUGGUUUGGUCAGUGUAACAAUAAAGCUUGAGAAGUUGUCACAACCAGUAUGGUUACAAGAUAAACCAAUAAAACUGGUAUUUGCUAUAAUUGGAGUAGCUGUUACUGUUCUAUUAAAAGUUCAGUCACUUCUGUUUACAAAUUAUAUGUAUUGUUUAAUACCUGUAGUCUUGUGGAUGUUUGUUGCUCUUAGAUUGACAGUUUUCCAACAGUUAUUUAAAAAAUUUAAUCUUGCCAAGAAUUUAAAGACAGUGUUCAUAGCCAUUGUUCCACCUGUACUAGGGUUAGAAAUACUGGUGAUGGGUUUCUUUAGAAGAGAAUUGCUAUCUGUUGGUUUGGUUAUGAUUGCAGCAUGGCCAUUAAUAACAUCCAAAAGUAUAUGGAAAGAUAAGGUGACAGCAGCUGGUUGGAUUGUCUCAUGUCUGUUGCUAUCUGUGUUUCCAUUAGCUCCAGUUGUUGGAAGGCAAAUUAAUUAUAUUUAUGUAAUAACAAGUGGUGUAUUUGUUGUUGUAUCAGCCACAUAUUUGAUCUUCUGGUUAAAGAGAAGUCAUGAAGUGAAGAAAGAAAGAAAAUUGAGACAUCAGCAUAUUUUUCUUGUUAACAUUAUUCAGGUUGUAGUUAUUGGUUUAGCCACAUAUAAUGUAUGGACAGUGUCCAGUAGUAUAGCCAGAAGUCAGGGUCUUCCAUUUAUAAAUCGAUUAACCAGCUAUCUCAUUUUAGUGUUUUCAAUGAUUUCACCAUUUCUUGGAGGGACAUCAGUGACACACAGAUUGUUUACUGUAACCUUGGCAUUAUUUCCUCCAUACUUACUGCUAAGUAUAUCAUAUGAAGAUUUAUUUUUUGUGACUUUAACAGUAGUUUUGUAUUUCUGGAUGAAAUUAGAGAUAAAUUUGAAUGAUAAAAAAGUCAGUUUAGAAGAUUGUGAUUUUGUUGCAUCAAGUAAAAACCAUCAACAUAGAAGUAUAAACACUGAAGAUAUACGAAGAGCAUUCUAUUAUAUAUUUUUUAUACUGGUAGCAUUUUUUGGAACAGGGAAUAUUGCAAGUAUUAACAGUUUUGAACCAGCCUCUGUGUAUUGUUUUAUUACAAAGUUUGAUCCAUUCAUGAUGGGAUCUCUCAUGAUGUUAAAGAAUGUACUGCCAUUUGUUUUGGUUAGCUGUGUUUUCCAUGCCAUACAUGUACUGACAUCCAUUCCAACUAAAGCUUUGUUUCUGAUAGUACUCAUUAUGUCAGAUUUCAUGGCAUUAAAUUUUUUCUUCCUGGUUAGAGACUAUGGUAGUUGGUUAGAGAUUGGGACCAGUAUUAGCCAUUAUGUAAUAGUGAUGUGUAUGAUUAUAUUUCUCAUGGUACUAUUUGUAUUAUCGCAUGCUUUGACAACUGUCUCAGUUCUUCCUAGGAUAAAACACAGCAGAGAGUGAGAGUCAUUACCAGCAUUGUUUGUGUGGUAAUCAUGUCUGUGAAAAAGAACUGUAUCAUCUAUUCUAGUCUAAGUAUGAUAUGUUUGUUUGAAUUAUGUCUUCCAAUGACAAUCAGAUUGUAUUUGUUAAAUGAUAAAUUUAUAUGAACUAUGACCUCCAGUGACAAUCAAAGGAGAAUGUAAUUGUUAAAUUUUUUCAUGUUUUUUAAUUAGCACUUUUUGUAUGUAACCUUGUUGAAUUUCAUGAAAUUUUUAAAAUAAUGUUUUAAUUUUAAUUAUCAUAUUUAAGAAAUCAUUAUCCAUACCAUUAGAAAUGAUAAUACUUUUCAGGUCAGAUAAUUUUUUUACUAAUUCCAUCACCUUAAAAUCACACUGUUCAAUUUUUCAUUGAACGACCAAGACAUCAUGAAGAUAAGUAUUGUAUAGUAUAAACUGAUACAAGGUAUCUAAUUAGAUGUUUACCUUAUUUUCAAAUAUGUUCCAAUCAUUCAGCAAAUUUGGUUUAGAUUUUAGAGGAUUUCUUAUUUUAAGUUUGCAAAAACAGAAAACAAAAACUCUAAUUUGUGCCAAAAUCCCUAUGUUAUCUCCCCUUUUUGUUUAUUUUUUUUAUGUGGUAAGAUGUUAAUCUGUUACUUAAGCUUAGCAAUCUUAGAAUUGAGAUUGAUAUGGUAACAUGAACCUCCAAAAGGGUUGCAUGCUUAAACUUUGAUCCCUGUUUGCAACCCUUUUUUAUUUCAAAUCGACUUAAAAUCAUAAAUUCAUAAUGUAAUGCAUAAUAUUACAUCAGUAUUUGAUGUUGUUUAUAAGAAGAAGUUGUUUACAGGUAUUCUCUAUGUAAAAACAAUGUUCAAUGGUGGUUAUCCUCUUGGAUUUAAGUUUGCCACUAAAAUCACAAAAUUUAGGUCGGACCAUCAUAUCCUCCUCUGCAUAAUAUUAUUUUAGUCUAUGAAGCAGUUUCAAAGAAGCUGCUAAUAUGUAUUUACAAAACAGUUUGUGACGGUUGGAUUUAAUUCAUUCAGUGAUGCUGUUUGCAAGAAGUUACUUGUUUGUUUUCCUGUAGGUGAUAUGUAAAAACUAUAUUUCAGAGGUGCUUUGGCAAUGUUUGAUUUCAGAUCCACACACAAAUAACUAAUUUUAUUUAAACAAUCAUAUAAUUACCCAUACAUCAUAUUACUCUAUGAAACUGUUACAAAGAGAAAAUGGAAAGAGGUUUGCAUGUAUUUUUUCAUAUGGUCUUGUGUUAUAAAAUGAUCAGAUAUGGCAACCAUCCCCGAUUUAGACCAGCUUUAAAAUCACAUAUUUUACACAAUACCCCUAUCCUCCAAUCUGUGAAUUUUCUAAAGAGAAAAAAGUUAAUUGUUUCAUGAUAAAUUACUAACGGAUAGAGAUGUAGAAGAAAAUUGACAUGUAGAAGAUAUCUAUAUCUAUAUGUUUCCUAAGUUGUUCAUUCUUUAUUCUGUGCAAUAUAUUGUUUAUGCAUUUACAUAGAAUACCUCCUUAUGUACUAUCUUCUACAAUGUUGUUCAGUCACUGUGAUAUUUGUAUUUUAAUACUUUUGAUAUCAAAAAGAUUUUUUUUAAUAAAUGGACACUUAAUUACA